AUGCUACUGGUAGGUGGUGAGUGGAAGCCACCAUGUCGCUCGUGGCAGAAGUUGGCCAUCGUCGUUCCCUACCGGGAUCGCUACCACCACCUACUGCAGCUCCUCGACCGACUGCAUGCCAUGCUGAAGAAGCAACUCGUCCAUUAUAAGAUCUUUGUGGUCGAACAGUUAGGUGAAGGCAAGUUCAACAGGGGCCGUUUGUUGAAUGUGGGAGUGGUGGAGGCAUUGAAGGAUCAACCGUUCGAUUGUUUCGUCUUUCAUGAUGUUGAUCUGUUACCUGAAGAUGAUAGGAACAUUUAUCAUUGCAAUGAGAAUGUUCAUCACCCUAUAUCUGCACUGGACGAGAUGAGAUACCACAUCAUGUACUACAAUUAUCUGGGCGGUGUGCUGACUAUCAAUAGAGACAACGUCUUCAAGGCCAAUGGUCACUCCAACGACUACUGGGGCUGGGGCAAUGAAGAUGAUGAUUUUAACGCUAGGUUGUCGUCAACCAUGGAGAUUGGCUUGAUGUUGACCAGACCUCCAGAAAACAUUGGAAGGUUCAAGAUGGUGCGACAUGCCAAGUUGUGGCGGGAAAGUCAUGGGUAA
Helobdella robusta is the source of this 588-nucleotide messenger RNA. RefSeq lists its product as hypothetical. Lineage: Eukaryota; Metazoa; Annelida; Clitellata; Rhynchobdellida; Glossiphoniidae. Gene Ontology annotation, molecular function: N-acetyl-beta-glucosaminyl-derivative 4-beta-N-acetylgalactosaminyltransferase activity. The record is from RefSeq and is a predicted model, not a curated record. Gene Ontology annotation, biological process: glycosphingolipid biosynthetic process; carbohydrate metabolic process. The coding region runs from base 1 to 588 and encodes 195 amino acids. The transcript is spliced from 5 exons.